Salvelinus fontinalis (brook trout) is the source of this 4266-nucleotide messenger RNA. Its product is annotated as extracellular serine/threonine protein kinase FAM20C-like. Gene Ontology annotation, molecular function: protein serine/threonine kinase activity. Gene Ontology annotation, biological process: protein phosphorylation. The record is from RefSeq and is a predicted model, not a curated record. The coding region runs from base 756 to 2657 and encodes 633 amino acids. NCBI's taxonomy places the organism in Eukaryota, Metazoa, Chordata, Actinopteri, Salmoniformes, Salmonidae. The transcript has 9 exons. Gene Ontology annotation, cellular component: Golgi apparatus.
UCAUAUUUAACACACCCACCCUCGAUCUCACGCUGGACAGACAGUGGUUCUCUUUUUCCUCGCGCAAAAGCCACAUAUUCGAGAGAGAAAGCGAAUCGGCACCUGUCCGAAUUAUUUAUUUGAUUUGUCUUGUUUUGGUUGUUUUGUAUUGCUUGUCGUUAUUCCGGUUUGUUGUGUGAUCAUUGACAUAUAUUUCAUCCUGGGUCGCUUACUGUGCAGUAGGCUCUCGGUGAACUAAUUCACUUAGCCUACACUUUUUUUUUUUUUUUUUUUUUAACCUGCGGUGCUUUUCAACGUUGGUUCACCGUUUAUCGUGGCAAAGGAGGAAUCUCAAAUAGACUUAUUUAAAAAUAUAUAUAUUUCAACAUUGGUGAAUAGCGCUCUCUGCGCUUUCCCUAUCCCGGACUGGACCAAUGCGUUGCCCGUGCCCAGCGGAUCCACGAUAGCCUCGUUUCUCACACCGCAGAGUUCACGCUCAACGGCCGGACCGAUGUGCGCCAGCAGACCACGCGAACACACACCUCUGAUGGAUCAUUUAUCUAGCGUUUUUGAGCUUUUUUUUUCGGGCCCCUUGCACUUUCUUUAUACCUUAUGUUAUGCAUAAAGCCUUGAGGUCGGACUCGGAGCAAUAGAGCAGAAAGCAGUUGAGAUAAUGCCGCUUGCCCAACUUGACCGUUGGUCUGAACCGAAUCGACUUGUUUUACCUGGGCGCAUGCGGAGAAUCCUCUCGUUCUGAAUCACAAAAGGAGCCUUCUAUGUGGUUGGGAAUACAAAAGUUGAACACUGACAACUUUAGUCUACUCAAGACGGCUAUAAGUGAAGAUGGUUUCGUGUUCAACGUGUAUUUCAUUAAAUUGGCAUCCAGCGUGAUAAACAUAAUCAGUGAUGUAGUGAGUCUGUUCAUAUGCGUGCUCAUCAUUUGCAGUAAAUACUCACAACAGCUCAAACAGGGGACUAUGAAGAUGCUACUCUUCCGUAAAUUCCGGGUUUUGAUUCUCUUGGUGUUUCUAAUCGCCUGCUCGAUGCACAUCUUGAUAGACUUGUUACCAAAGCUGGAGAGGCGCGGCAACACCGGCUGCUCCUGCUCGCACACGCCGAGCGAGGACCCUCAGAACUGGGCUAAACACCGAGCCAGGUCGGGAGUGGAGUCGGGCUGGCCUAACAAACACACUCUGAGAAUCCUCCAGGACUUCAGCAAUGAGCCAAACUCUAACAUCUCUUCCCAUUCUCCGGAGAAGAUCCCCAAAGCGGGGGACAAAACGGAAGCCUUUAUACGGCCUGAACAUUAUGCGCAAAAUGGUGACAAAAAUAGACGGUUUAUACAGGACACUGUGCUCAACAAAAACGUACCUGUCAAAGGUUCAAGGUUGCGGGCGCUGUUUGACCACCCAUUAUUUAAGAGAACCUUACCAUCUCUGACCGACGAGGACACGUUGUUCAACGUCAACACAGACAUCAGAUUUGACACCAAAGGCGCCACAGAGAAUCAGGAAUGGCAUGCUGAGCAGAACGUGGAGGAGUACUCUCCGACAGGAGGGGAGCUGACGGUUGACUCCUACCCCAACUGGCUCCGCUUCCACAUAGGGAUUAAUCGAUAUGAGCUCUACUCCAGACACAACCCAGUCAUCGAUGCCCUUCUCAGGGACUUGGUUUCACAGAGAAUCACCAGUGUUGCCAUGAAGUCUGGAGGCACCCAACUAAAACUCAUCAUGACGUUCCAGAACUACGGACAGGCUCUGUUCAAACCUAUGAAGCAGACUCGGGAGCAGGAGACGCCCCCUGACUUUUUCUACUUUUCGGACUUUGAGAGACACAAUGCUGAGAUCGCUGCCUUUCAUCUGGACAGGAUCCUGGAUUUCCGCCGUGUCCCUCCUGUAGCCGGUAGACUAUUGAAUAUGACUAAAGAGAUCAAGGACGUGACCAGAGACAAGAAGCUGUGGAGAACCUUCUUCAUCUCACCAGCCAACAACAUCUGUUUCUACGGGGAGUGUUCGUACUACUGCUCUACAGAGCAUGCGCUGUGCGGUAAGCCAGACCAGAUCGAGGGUUCACUGGCUGCCUUCCUCCCAGACCUGACCCUGGCAAAACGCAAGACCUGGAGAAACCCCUGGAGACGAUCCUACAACAAACGCAAGAAAGCAGAGUGGGAGGUAGACCCUGACUACUGUGAAGAGGUUAAACAGACCCCUCCCUACGACAGCGGCACCCGUCUAUUGGACAUCAUGGACAUGACCAUCUUUGACUUCCUCAUGGGCAACAUGGAUCGACAUCACUACGAGACGUUUGAGAAGUUUGGCAACGAGAGCUUCAUCAUCCAUCUCGACAAUGGGAGAGGGUUUGGAAAGCAUUCUCAUGAUGAGGUGUCUAUUCUGGUGCCUUUAAGCCAAUGUUGCAGAGUGAAGAAGUCGACACACCUGCGUCUGCAGCUGCUGGCGAAGGAGGAGUACCAGCUGAGUGGUCUGAUGUCUGAGUCUCUGCUGAAGGACAAACUGACCCCCAUCCUCAUCCAGCCCCACCUGAAGGCUAUGGACAGACGACUACACCACACACUCAACGUCCUGGCAGACUGCAUCGAGAAGGAGGGCUAUAGUAAUGUUGUGGAGGAUGACCUGGCGGGGGAGAGGGAGUGGGGGCACACAUCACCCAGGGGGAGGUAGCUGCGAGGCCUGAACUGUUCUAGAAUGGACUAGACUAGAUUGGACUGGAUCGAACUGGCCGGAACUAGAGUGGAUCGGACUUAACUGGACUGGAUUGAACAAAUGUGGACCGCUAUCACCAUAGGCCCCUUAAAUAGCUUAGUGUACACCACCCAACCAACCGAUCGAUCGAUGGAUUGCCCACCACAGCGCUACAGACCAUGAAAGUCUUGAGAUGCUUGUCUUGUUCAGAAGACAUUUUUGAAUUCAGUGAAUUCCAAGACUGAUAUUAUUCCUUCUGUUGUCACCUGAAUCAUGUGUGUUUAUAAGCAUUGUUGGGACCUGUCAAAGGCCUGUAAACAACAUGCCUAUUGGAGGAGAUCGACUCUGUCUUAAUUUUUUUUAAAGUUUAUUGCUAAUUGUUUUAUUACUUCUGUUGUUGUUUUACGUUGUUGUCGAUGUGUUUUUUUAUAAAUAUAUUUGAUUGGAGUGCCAGUUUACUGCAAAUUGUGUCUUCUGCUUUUCAUCUUUCAAGUGCAACCUGUUCUGAGAGUAUUUAUUAGUUACCCCUGCCACAAAGUGGUCACAUAGUUCAAAGUUUGUCAGGUAGAGGGUAGCACUAGUGCAUCUACAAAUAGCAAUGUCCUUUGUCAAUAAAUUUGAACUUUUUGUUCAAUGUUAGUGGAAAGGAAUCUGAAUCGCUUGUGGAUUCAGUUUGAACUGUGUCAAAACCUAACAAGGGUACAGUAGGCUGAGUCCAAUUUAGGCUCUUUAAACUUUUCAAGAACUGCACCAGUCCAGAGCUGUAUCACAAUUCACAGACCCGUUAAUCAUUGGUUGGACUAAAUCAAAUCAAAAUGUAUGUUCAAAUCUAUGUUUAUAUUACAAUUAUUCUGAUUAUUCCUUUGUACUUUUUUUUUCUUAUUUUUCUUCUGCUUGUAGAUUAUUUUAUUGGUUUGAGGAUGAAGUUAAGAUUUAAAAGUAGUCCUCUAUUGUACUAAAAAGCUAAACGUGACACCAAGGUUUUGUAUGAUGAUUGUUCCUUUAGAGUGUGGUGAAUGUCUGAUGUCCAGAUGGAAAUGUGGUCUACAGAUAUUCAGGAUGUACAUUUCUUAACUUUCCAAUGGCAGAUCUGCUUUGCUGGAGAAAACAUUUCAGUUAUUGCUACUGAAAGUCAAUAUAUAGAUCAUUGGAGGCUGGUGGGAUGAGCUAUAGGAGGACGGGCUCAUUGUAAUGGCUGGAAUGGAAUAAAUGGAACAGUAUCAAACACAUUAAACAUAUGGAACCCACAUUUCUGACUCCGUUCCAUCUAUUCCAUUUUCAGCCAUUACAAUGAGCCCAUCCUCCUAUAGCUCCUCCCACCAGCCCCCACUGCAGUAGAUAAACCUAGUGCCUGUGCAAUGAUAGAACUACUUGAAAGUUUGGGAUCAUGACUAAAAGAGUAAUUGCAGGAAAAUAUGAAUUCCUGAUAAAAAGCUAUAUACAUAGGUGGGGAGUUCUGUGCGUAUACUCCAUCCAUCCCAUCCUGUUUUUACCUGUGUCUCUUUAGGUCUGUCUGGUUGAUACUGUAUGUAUGGACGGUUAAUGUGGAGGUUUGUAAAGGUGCAAUUAAACAAGAUGUGCAUUUAAA